This is a messenger RNA of Anastrepha ludens (Mexican fruit fly), 2455 nucleotides long. It is a transcript of the gene SmydA-5, whose product is annotated as SET domain-containing protein SmydA-8. The coding region runs from base 632 to 2344 and encodes 570 amino acids. NCBI's taxonomy places the organism in Eukaryota, Metazoa, Arthropoda, Insecta, Diptera, Tephritidae. The record is from RefSeq and is a predicted model, not a curated record. Gene Ontology annotation, molecular function: protein binding. The transcript is spliced from 4 exons.
UUGUAAGUAUUCUCAUGCAAUUGUAAUCCCUUAUAGUACUAUUUCCAGUGUAUAAUUUCCUUAUUUACUACUGCUGCCCAAUAGCCUCUUGUCGAAUAUCAUAAUAAAAGAGCUGUGAUAUUUUAAGAGUAUAGGUAUAAUACGUACAUGUCUCUUGCCUCACCUAUAGAGCCUUCCAUUCUGUAUGCACUCAAAUAUCAACUAAAGAUCUCAUCACUGUCUCCGAAAACUUUAAAGUUUAACGCUCGUCGUCAGUCGAGGAGGAUCAGCAGCCGAGUACACACAUAUGCUAUUAACAGACUAGCCAUCAAGUAGCAACAACAUCCAAAUUUUUUGUUGCAAGCAUGUAUUAAUUAUAAAAAAUAUUUUCAAUGAAAAUUCUUAGUGUUUGGGCUAACAGAUCACAGAAUUGCAUGGAAAGUGUCAGAGUGCGGAAAUAGUAUUCUUGAUCUAAAAAUAAAACACCAACAUACAAAUACAUACAUACGUAUGUAUACUCUAAGUAGAUAUACCAAUUUAAUGAGUUAAUCGAAAAUUAUACAAGCAGCGUACAGUGUGAAAUUGAAUAAAACAAAAUAAUUUUUCGUAAAAAUUUGGAUUAUCAAUUAAGAAAAAAUUAAUAUACACGAACAUGUCCACCUCACCGCCAGAAUCGGCAUCACCCACCACCUGUACCGUAUGUCAAACACCAGCAAAGCUUUACUGUUCAGCAUGCAAGCUGGUGAAAUACUGUGGCCCCGAGCACCAAAGGCAGCACUGGAAGCAGCACAAAACCGAAUGUCGACCAUUUCGUAUAGCCAAAGAUAAGGUUUUAGGACGUUACUUGAGAGCCACGCGCCCAAUUAAAGCAGGCAGUGCGAUUUUCGUUGAAAUGCCAAUUAUUGUCGGUCCAAAAUGGUAUCUAAAUGAGCGCGAGGAACAAGUGCCAGUUAUGCCGUGUGUAGGAUGCUUCACACCUUGCCGCAUGGGCAUCCAUCAAUGUCCCAAAUGCCAUUGGCCAACAUGCUCCGCAAACUGUGGAGGUUUGGAUAAUCCGAAUCUUCAUGGCCUGGAAUGUACGAUACUUAUGCUAGGGCCCGGUCCAGCGUCUUCAGAUCCUCGCUCACUUAUAGACUACUAUCGCUCGGAUGCUUUAGUUGUGCUUAAGUGUCUGUUAUUGCAACGUCAAAAUCCAAAAAAAUGGGCUGAACUAAUGGAUAUGCAAAGUCAUGAGGAGGAGCGUGUUGGUUCUGAGUUACACGAUGAUGCCGAAAAGAGGAUUGUCUCUUAUCUAGAACGGAACUUCCUGCACCGCCUAAAAAGCGUUGAGCAAAAGCAAAAGCAAAAAUAUCUGCACGAGUAUGACACACCGGUUCUGCAUCGCAUUUGUGGCAUCAUUGAGACGAAUUAUAUGUGCAUUAAUUUGCCAUCUGGCAUUGAGUUGAGCGGCGUUUUCUACACGGCCUGUAUGAUGGAGCACGCCUGCCAACCAAAUUGCUACUUUCAAUUCGACCAGCGUAACGGCUUCAAAAUCUCUGUUAUAGCCGGUAGAGAUAUUGAGAGAGAUGAACACCUAAUCAUCAUGUACUCAAACAUGUUAUGGGGCACACAGAUGCGCCAGGAGCACUUGACCAUGACGAAGCAUUUUCUCUGCAAAUGUGAACGCUGCCGCGAUCCCACAGAAUAUGGUACUCAUUUCAGUUCAAUGCUAUGUAUGGGCGAUGAAGGAGAAUCAUGUGAAGGUAUCCAAUUGCCAAAGGAUCCCCUCGAUAUUAAAAGCGACUGGGCAUGCAACAAGUGCCCGAUCACGAUCAGUGGGGAGGAGGUUCGUUAUCUUCUGACGCAAAUGGCCGAUGAAGUUGAAAAUCUCUUGGCUCGCAAACCUACAGUUAAACAAUUGGAAGCACUUAUCGAAAAACUAUCGAAAUUUCUGCAUCCUCACCACUAUCAUUUGUUCAAUUUGAAGCACACCCUUAUACAAUUAUACGGCACGGAAUCUGGUAAUUUACUGAAAAAUGUGGGUGAGGGACUUUUAACCAAGAAAUUACAAUUAUGUGAGGAACUUUACGGUAUCUGUCAAAAACUGGAUCCAUACACCAUACGCUUGUCAAUUUAUGUUGGUAUUAUACUGUACGAAAUGCAAACGGUUCUGGUUGAGCGCGGUAAACCUGUACUAGCAAGUAGCAACAAGAACGAAGAUAACACAGCGAAGGCAUUUGAUGCCUUUAAUUUAGCUCGCAAGAAGCUGCUUAAAGCGGCCAAGGUCUUGGAAAAGGAGUUGGAUAAUGUGGCAGGCAGCAAGCUGAGCGAUGCUGUACUAAAGUCGCUUAACGAAUUGGAUACGUUAAUCAAGAAUAAUAGCUAACUUAGCAGUUUAUUAAGUAGCACCUAAGUGCCAUCCUUAUUUGCCUUCCAAUGAAUAAAUAUACAUUUGUUUAUUCUAUUUGUAUAUUUUUGAAUAGUUAUGCUUUUUCAC